This is a messenger RNA of Mangifera indica (mango), 1880 nucleotides long. RefSeq names its product bifunctional purple acid phosphatase 26-like. The record is from RefSeq and is a predicted model, not a curated record. The transcript is spliced from 9 exons. Gene Ontology annotation, molecular function: metal ion binding; acid phosphatase activity. Lineage: Eukaryota; Viridiplantae; Streptophyta; Magnoliopsida; Sapindales; Anacardiaceae. The coding region runs from base 217 to 1644 and encodes 475 amino acids.
CACUCAUUCUGGGUUCAUGUUAUAUUUUUGUUUUUUUUUUCAUCUAUUUAUAUUUUUUGCUUUUGGGAUUAAUAUAAAAAGGGUUUGAGCCAAGUUGAUUAAACAGCGUGUCUAUCGUUAGUGUGGGUUAAAGUCUUCUGUUUUUAUUGACAAUUUGAUUUGUUCUUGGAUUCAAUUAACCGAUUGAUCAAACAGAGCAGUCAGGUUGGAGGUCAAAUGAGGCAUUCCUACUCCUGGUUGUUUGAAGAUAUAUUGAUAUCACUAGUGCUGUUGGGGAAUUUGAAAUGUGGGAGUGCAGGGAUUACAAGUACUUUUAUUCGAUCAGAGUGGCCCUCCAUUGAUAUCCCUCUUGAUAAUGAAGCAUUUGCUGUUCCCAAGGGACAUAAUGCUCCGCAACAAGUGCAUAUAACUCAAGGGGAUUAUGAUGGGAAGGCUGUGAUUGUUUCAUGGGUGACAGCUGAUGAACCAGGGCCCAGCAAAGUGCAAUAUGGCACAUCAGAGAACAAAUACGAUUUUUCUGCAGAGGGGACAAUGACAAACUACACCUUUUAUAAAUACAAGUCUGGUUACAUCCAUCAUUGUCUGAUCGAUGGUCUUGAGUAUGAUACCAAGUACUAUUACAAGAUUGUGAGUGGUGAUGCUUCUCGGGCAUUUUGGUUUCAAACACCUACAAAGAUUGAUCCAGAUGCUUCUUACAAAUUUGGAAUCAUUGGUGACUUGGGGCAGACUUAUAAUUCUCUCUCCACUUUUAAGCAUUACUUGCAGAGUGAAGGACAAACUGUGUUGUUUGCUGGCGAUCUUUCUUAUGCUGAUAGAUAUCAGUAUAAUGAUGUUGGCAUACGUUGGGAUUCCUGGGGUCGGUUCAUUGAGCAAAGUGCUGCAUAUCAGCCUUGGAUUUGGUCUGCUGGAAACCAUGAAAUAGAGUACAUGCCUGAAAUGGGGGAAACAAUUCCAUUCAAAUCCUAUCUUCAUCGGUAUCCUACCCCUUACUUGGCCUCCAAAAGUAGUAAUCCUCUUUGGUAUGCAAUCAGACGUGCGUCUUCCCAUAUAAUUGUGCUAUCCAGCUACUCUCCAUUUGUAAAGUACACUCCGCAAUGGAGGUGGCUCAAAAAUGAACUUAAAAGGGUUGAUAGGGAAAAGACACCUUGGCUAAUUGUUCUCAUGCAUGUCCCAAUCUACAACAGUAAUGAAGCACACUUCAUGGAAGGUGAAAGUAUGCGAGCAGUCUUUGAGAGUUGGUUCACACGAUAUAGAGUUGAUGUAAUCUUUGCAGGCCAUGUUCAUGCUUAUGAAAGAUCGUACCGAAUUUCAAAUGUUCACUACAACAUAUCUAGUGGUGAGCGUUAUCCUGUAGCAGACAAAUCCGCCCCUGUAUACAUCACUGUUGGGGAUGGAGGAAAUCAAGAAGGUCUAGCUGGAAGGUUUAGAGACCCACAACCUGAUUAUUCUGCAUUCCGUGAAGCCAGCUAUGGGCAUUCUACACUAGAGAUUCUAAACAGGACACAUGCAUUCUACCACUGGAACCGCAAUGAUGAUGGAAAAAAAGUCUCAACUGAUUCUUUUGUAUUGCACAAUCAGUACUGGGCAAGAAAUCCUAGAAGGAGAAAACUGAGAAAGCAUUAUAUAAGGAGUGUUGUCGGCUGAAUGUCUACUUACUGAUGAGAUGUCGAGCACCUCCAAUAUUUUAAGUUGGUGAAACCCAUCAAAAGGGUUGUAGCUGAAAAGGAUGGUUGAGCCAUCACAUGUCUGAAAUCUUGAAUGGUGUUCUGGCCUUUGUUGUGUAAUAGUAUGUGUCAUUAUUGUCCAUAAAUUGGUUGAAUGUACGAAUUGUAUUUGACCCAUUUGGGGAAAUUAAUACAUCUAUGUUAUUAUUAUACUAA